UGCCAGCCUCACUCCGGCCCUCGGGUAUCCGGUGCCCCGGGGCAGGCUCAGCCCCGGUGCCCGGUCAUGAAUAUUCAGCCCCGGCCUGGCCCGGCCCCGCUGUUUGCUCACGCAGGAGGGGUUUGGUCGCGGGUUCACCUUGACCGGCAGCCAACGGGGCAGCGGCAGGUACGGAUCCAACCGGAGCCGGCGGCUGCAGCGGCACCAGGAGGUGCAGGGCGCAGCGGCGAUGGCCGAGAGCCACGGCUGGUGGAAGCUGACGUUCCUGCGCAAGCGGCAAGCGGCACCCACGGUGCUCUACGAGAGCCCCGACAGCCUCGGUGCCGGCACCGGUGCCGGUGCCAGCCAGGAAGGACCGGGCCCGGAGGGGUUGGCAGCGCGGUUGGAGAAGCUGGUGGACAAGAGCAAGGGCAAACACGUCAAGGUCUCCAACUCGGGGCGCUUCAAGGAGAAGAAGAAAGUGAGGGCGACGCUGGCUGAGCACCCCAACCUCUGCGGGGGUGAGCAGGAGGAGAAGUGACCUGGAUCAUCGUCACAUCCCGGGAAUGCUGCUCCAUGGGGAUUCGGAAGGGGAAAUGACUGGUGUUGAUUGAAGGCAGAAGCAAAGACCCUGGGUAAUUGCAGCCAGAGGGAGAACUGGGAAUCAGAGCCAGGCUCCUGGACUGGAGGAGACCCCCAAGCACUGACUGGUUCAUACUGGGAUGAGGAUGCUCACACUGGUUGCUUGCUAUGGAGCACCGGAGUCAUCGCACACCCAGUUCUACCACGGCUCCAAUCCCAUUCCCAAUCCCCUCCUACCCAUCACUCCUGCAGGGGGGGUCCAUGGGGACCCCCUGGCUCGUCCCCAGACCCAAGGGGCUGCGUGGCCAUGGGCAGAGCCAGCAAUGCAGAGCCAUGUCCUUGCCAGGAUCACCCCCAGAAUGAGGAAUGUAACACAGAGGGAACAACCCUAUAGGGAAAGUGCCCCUUGAGCUGCCCCCAUGGUGGGUCCAGGCUCCCUUCCCAGGAGCAGACGGAUUCCUGCUCACAGCCGGGAAUCACUUCCUGGUCCUGGCAGCACCCAGAGCCAGGCCGGGGCUGGUGGGUUCUCAGGAGCUGGUAAUUAACUGCGGUUAAUGAAUGGGGUGUGGAA
Molecule: messenger RNA, 1132 nt
Organism: Melopsittacus undulatus (budgerigar)
Lineage: Eukaryota; Metazoa; Chordata; Aves; Psittaciformes; Psittaculidae
Gene: PRR15L
Product: proline rich 15 like
Exons: 2
Coding region: 230-520 (96 amino acids)
Source: RefSeq, a predicted model, not a curated record